Messenger RNA from Aspergillus sclerotioniger CBS 115572, 962 nucleotides. RefSeq names its product SAP18 family protein. Gene Ontology annotation, biological process: negative regulation of DNA-templated transcription. The record is from RefSeq and is a predicted model, not a curated record. NCBI's taxonomy places the organism in Eukaryota, Fungi, Ascomycota, Eurotiomycetes, Eurotiales, Aspergillaceae. The coding region runs from base 144 to 962 and encodes 272 amino acids. Gene Ontology annotation, molecular function: transcription corepressor activity; transcription factor binding. Gene Ontology annotation, cellular component: nucleus. The transcript has 2 exons.
AGCUCUACCUCAACCUCAACCUCAACCUCACACCUCACCAUAAAACACAACACCACACUCAUCAACCUCACCCUGCAAUGAACUAGCACCCACACCUUCACACCAACUCACACCACAAACACAACACAACAAGCCCAUCAAAAAUGCCCCCCACGAUCGACCGCCAAUCCACGCCCCCCUUCCACCUCAAGCUCUUCUACCGCCUAAACAACUACCACCAUCUCUCCGACUUUGCGCCCCAAUCCUCCUCGUCUUCAUUUAACAGCAACUACAACGGCCCCAUAAGCGGUCCCAACGCGAUCCGCGCGCGCAGCCCACUACCUCCCCCCUCCACCACCACCACAGGCAGUACUCUUCCAUCCCACCUCCAAAUCUACACCUGGCAAUCAUGCACCCUUCGCGAACUCUCCCAGCUGCUUACGUCCGCGUUGCCGAGUUUGCUCCCCGACCCGCCUGUCGGGACUAGACUCUGCUUUAGGCUCAUUUAUCCGGAUACGAAGGGAGCUGCGAUGAUGGGGCCCGAUGCGAGAGGUCGGUAUCUUGCUAAGGAAUUGGGGAGUGUGGUUGUGGGGCCUAGGGGGAGUUCGUUUGAGGGGGAGGAGGAGGAGAAGGAAGCGGGAGGCAAAGGGGUACGCAUUCAGGGUCAUGAUGCUGAGAGGACGUUGCAGGAGGCGAGAUUCGUCAUUGGGGAUUAUGUGGAUUGUGCGGUUUUGCCGCCCUUGGAGGAUGGGUCGGUUGCGCCGCCGGUGAAUGCGGGGAGGGGAAUGGCGAUGGGAGGGGGCAUGAGGGCGUUUCCGGGGAUGGGGCCAGGUGGUGGUGGUGGGAGAGGGGAGAGGAUUCCGCCGGGGGAUUGGAGACGGGGGGAGAGGUUGCCGGAGGGGAGUCUUGGGGAGAGGAAUGGUGGGGGUGGUGGUGGUGGUGGAGGAAGAGGGGGAGGAGGGGAUGGGCGCCGUAUUAGAUAG